Molecule: messenger RNA, 2880 nt
Organism: Episyrphus balteatus (marmalade hoverfly)
Lineage: Eukaryota; Metazoa; Arthropoda; Insecta; Diptera; Syrphidae
Gene: pug
Product: C-1-tetrahydrofolate synthase, cytoplasmic
Exons: 1
Coding region: 38-2842 (934 amino acids)
Biological process (GO): tetrahydrofolate interconversion
Cellular component (GO): cytosol
Molecular function (GO): ATP binding; methylenetetrahydrofolate dehydrogenase (NADP+) activity; methenyltetrahydrofolate cyclohydrolase activity
Source: RefSeq, a predicted model, not a curated record
UAUAAUCUCUAACGAUAAUCGUGUUUAUUCAUAUAAAAUGUCUGAAGCUAAAAUAAUUAGUGGUCUUGAAAUAGCUCAGCAAGUUAAACUCCAGCUUCAGAGUGAAGUUCAAAAAAUUACCUUACAACUUCCAAAUUUCAAACCCGGUCUACGUAUCAUUCAAGUCGGUAAUCGAGAAGAUUCAAAUGUGUACAUUCGUAUGAAAAUCAAAACUGCCCAAGAAGUUGGCAUCGACGUGAGUCAUAUUAAAUUUCCAUCUUCCAUAAACGAAGGAGAACUUUUAUCGAAAAUUCAUGAGCUUAACCAGAAUGACCAAGUUCAUGGAAUAGUUGUUCAAAUGCCAUUAGAUUGUGAUAAAGAAAUUGAUUCAAAUAAAAUUUUAAAUGCUGUUUCACCUGACAAAGAUGUUGAUGGUUUACACGAAAUUAAUAAAGGUCGUUUAGCUGCUGGAAAUCUUACUGGUUUUGUAGCUUGUACCCCUUUGGGUUGUUUGGAACUUAUUAAAGCCACUGGUUACAAAAUUGCUGGAUCGAAUGCUGUUGUUUUGGGUCGGAGUAAAAUUUUAGGUUCCCCAGUAGCUGAGCUUUUAAAGUGGAGCCAUGCAACUGUUUCCAUUUGUCAUUCGAAAACUAUCAACCUUCCCGACGUUACUAAAAAAGCUGAUAUUUUAGUCGCAGCAAUUGGUAGUGCAGAAUUCGUUAAAGGAAGCUGGAUCAAACCUGGUGCAGUUGUUAUAGAUUGCGGGAUAAACUCUGUGAGUGAUCCCUCGAAGAAAAGUGGUAAAAGUAUUAAAGGUGACGUCUGUUUCGAAGAAGCAAAGAAAAUUGCUUCUUAUAUUACCCCUGUUCCCGGUGGCGUUGGACCAAUGACUGUUGUCAUGCUGAUGAAAAACACCGUCAUGUCAGCAAAAAAAGUUGCAGCCCGCACUUUAUGCAGUUCUUGGGAAGUUAAACCACUCGGUCUUAACCUUUUGAAGCCUGUUCCAUCUGAUAUUGAAAUAGCUAGAUCGCAACAACCAAAACAUAUAUCGGUGUUAGCUGAGGAAAUUGGUCUAAUCCCGAAAGAGGUUUCACCUUAUGGCAGUGUGAAAGCCAAGAUAUCCCUCGAUGUUACCAAACGUUUAGCAAAUAGAACGGAUGGAAAAUAUGUUGUCGUUGCUGGUAUAACUCCAACUCCAUUAGGCGAAGGUAAGAGUACAACUUUGGUGGGAUUAGUUCAAGCUUUGUGUGCUCAUAAGCAACGGAAUGCUAUUGCUUGCUUAAGACAGCCGUCUCAGGGACCAACUUUUGGUAUCAAAGGUGGAGCCGCUGGAGGAGGUUACUCACAGGUUAUUCCAAUGGAAGAAUUCAAUCUCCAUUUGACAGGUGAUAUUCAUGCUGAUAGUGCGGCAAAUAACCUCUUGGCAGCUCAGUUAGAUGCUAGAAUGUUCCAUGAAGCUACACAAAAGACUCAAGCUUUGUACGAUCGUUUGGUUCCUUCGGUGAAGGGAAAACGUAGUUUCUCCAAGAUUCAACUUCGUCGUUUACAAAGACUUGGAAUCUCAAAAACUGAUCCUAGUUCGCUCUCUCCCGAGGAGAUGGAAAGUUUCGCCAGACUUAACAUUGAUUCAAAUAAGAUCACUUGGUCAAGAGUGGUAGAUAUCAAUGAUCGAUACCUUCGGGAGAUCACAAUUGGACAGUCUCCGACCGAAAAGAAUCUUACUCGUCGAACUGGAUUCACUAUUUCGGUGGCAAGUGAGAUAAUGGCAGUUCUUGCUCUUGCGAAAGAUCUUAGCGAUAUGAAAGAUCGGCUAGCGAAAAUGAUAGUAGCCUAUAACAAAACUGGAAAUCCAGUAACUGCUGAUGAUUUAGGCAUGACUGGAGCUUUGGCAGUCUUGCUUAAGGACACUUUGGAACCAACUUUGAUGCAGACUUUAGAAGGUACCCCAGUUCUUGUACAUACUGGACCGUUUGCUAACAUUGCCCAUGGAUGUUCGUCAAUAAUUGCUGAUGAAAUUGGAUUGAAGUUAGUUGGGGAAGAAGGAUUUGUUGUAACUGAAGCUGGUUUCGGUUCUGAUAUUGGUAUGGAGAAGUUCUUCAACAUCAAAUGUCGGUCAUCGGGAAAGGUUCCCAAUGCUGUUGUGCUUGUUACAACAGUUCGUGCUUUGAAAAUGCACGGUGGUGGUCCAGCUGUUGAGCCAGGUGCACCAUUGAAAAAAGAAUAUAGUGAAGAAAAUUUGGGGCUUUUGAAAAAUGGUAUCCCGAAUUUGUUGAAACAUAUUGAAAAUGGUAGAAUGUAUGGACUUCCGGUGGUGGUGGCUAUUAAUCAGCAUAAUUCUGAUACAAAAGCUGAACAUGAUUUAGUCAAAGAGGCUGCCAUUAAGGCUGGAGCAUAUGAAGCUGUAAUAUGUUCACAUUGGGGUGAAGGUGGUUCUGGUGCACUUGAGCUUGCUGAAGCAGUAAUUAAAGCAUGCAAUGAUCCAUCUAAUUUUGAGUUGUUGUAUGAACCCCGUCUUCCACUUUUAGAGAAACUGAAUACAAUUGCAAAGAGAAUGUAUGGAGCUGGAGAAGUUGUCCUUACCAAAGAAGCUUCAGAAAAACUUGAAUUUUUGAUCGAAAAAGGUUUUGGUCAAUUGCCAAUUUGUAUGUCAAAGACUUCUGGUUCUUUGACAGGUGAUGCAAAAAUUAAAGGUGCACCAAGGGGAUUUACAUUGACCAUUGGAGAUUUGUAUGUUUCAGCUGGAGCUGGAUUUAUUGUUGCAUCAUGUGGAGAUAUUGUUAAAAUGCCUGGUUUGCCAACAAGACCUUGUAUUUAUGAUAUUGAUCUUGAUACCGAAACUGGUUUAAUUGAAGGCUUGUUUUAAGAAUUAAGUUAAUUAAAUUGUAAAUAAAUAAAAAAAUA